Racocetra persica is the source of this 424-nucleotide messenger RNA. NCBI's taxonomy places the organism in Eukaryota, Fungi, Glomeromycota, Glomeromycetes, Diversisporales, Gigasporaceae. The record is from the annotation of a GenBank genome assembly.
AUGCCUACUGUUGAGCUUAAUAACCUUUUUCACGGGGAUACUCCUGAUGUUGCUAAUAUUUUUUCUGUUGAAGUGGAUACUGAAACGACUAUUAGCAGACUCAAAGAGAUCAUUAAAGAAACAAAACAAACCAUUGCCUGUUUUAAUAAUGCAAAGUUUAAAUUGUGGAACAUCAAUGAAUCAAAUGAGAAAUUGAAUAUCCUUUUUGAUAACCCUAAUGCAAAUAUUAAAAGAAAACUUGGUGGCAAGAUAUUGGAGGAAUCGGAUAAGAUUUCUAUAUAUUUUUCUCACGAGUUAAAAAAUUAUAUACAUAUUAUUGGUGAAUUAUCAGGUUACCAUCUUACUUUUAAAAGUUGUAUCCAACGAAAAGAACUUGCACCUAUGGACAAAAUUAUUUUUAAAGAAGAUUCUUUCGAACUAGAAA